Molecule: messenger RNA, 2763 nt
Organism: Nelumbo nucifera (sacred lotus)
Lineage: Eukaryota; Viridiplantae; Streptophyta; Magnoliopsida; Proteales; Nelumbonaceae
Molecular function (GO): catalytic activity
Source: RefSeq, a predicted model, not a curated record
AGAGAAAUCCGAUACGAUAAAACCAGGCUCCUGCAUCUCCUGAAAGCUGAAACAUUUUAUUGAUUAAAAAAGGAAGAAAGUAGAAAUCGAAUCUUUCCUCUGGUUCGGGUGCUGUGAUCUUUGAAACCCUAGCCAUGGCGCCUUCGAGGAAUUCCUGUCGUCCAAGCAUUUUGCAUUUUUAACCGCAGAGCAGCAGCAUUCACUAGCCAUUACAAUGGCCGGAGAGCCGCCGGAAAAUGAAACUGCCUCUGCUAUCAUGCCGUUGGCUAGGGUUUCAUCACGUUCUCUGAUUUUAGAGCUUUUGGAACCCCGCUUUACCGGUGAUCUGAGAGCGAGAAUUGUUUGAUUUACUGGAGGAAAAGAUUCUGGGAGAAACUUUUGAUUUGUUUCCGUUUCCGGCGGUGUUGGACGGUGAUUCUGAACAUGGCUGCAGGAAAAGGGAAUCUGGAGAGAAUUCGGAGAGGCAUUCGGACGAUUUUCUUCAUGUUGACGAUGGUAGCGUCACUUCUGCUCUUGUCGGCGCCUCUCCUCGUCGCAAUAGGAGACAUUUUAGUGCCGUCUGUAUUGGUUUCGAGUUUCACGUGUGUAAGAUGCUAUAGCUUCAGAGAGCAUUUGCAGAGAUACGGUUUUAGAAGCUCGUUGGUGGAUAUUCCUCUUGUUUCGGCCAUCAGAUCUUUCGUGAUAACUUGUGUUUAUUCUUUGUGUGAUGGUCCAGGGCUCUCUCAUGGGCCUUAUCUUGGAACAACCACACUCUGCUGCUUUGUUUCCAUUCUUGUUCUAUCAGUGAAGGCCUGCACUUUUACUGUGAUUUCGGAAAUUGAGGCUGAAGCUUCAUCUUCUUCUCUGGCAAGGCAGAAGCUUCAUUUGAAGAAGUCUUGGGGGAUGCCGGUUUUGUUUCUCUCUUCACUAGUAUUUGCUCUUGGGCAUAUUGUGGUUGCUUACAGAACGAGCUGCAGAGCACGGAGGAAGCUCCUAUUCCACAUUGUCGACCCAGAAGCAUCACAGGUUCUAUCAUGCAAAAAUGUGUUUUCAAGUUACCAGAAGGUGCCACGAUCUCCCACACCCUCUGCAGGAAAGACCCCAAAGAGUGACGGUGAAACACGGCGGAAACCUUUAUCUACAGCUCGCUGUGAGGAGGAACUCCCAAUUAGAUUACUUGCAGACAGUGAUAGCUUGUUUAUUGCCUGCCAAGGCCUGACUCUUCAUUAUAAACUCAGCUGCUCUGAAUCUGCUCCUUCUCGGUCUUUAGCCUCCACUACCUUUAUUGAUCACAAUUUCAAUUGCACUUCACCAAGAAUGACAUCUGGAAGGCUAAAACAUGAUAGAUCGUCUUCAACCAUCCCAUACAAAAUACAGUAUCAUCUGCCUAAGAGCAUCAGUAAUCAAUUCCAUAAUUCCUCCUUAUAUGAUCCAUUAUUGGACAGCUCCUCAACUUCACCUGUCUAUUUGUCCGAAGAGAUCCCUGUUCUGACCCUAGAUGAUGGUGACACUGGAAAUGGCCUGCUGAACCCUGUGAAUUUGGUGGGAAAUGUAGAGGGAUCUGAGAAACUUGGUAUUGUUUUAAUCCAUGGGUUUGGAGGGGGAGUUUUCUCAUGGAGGCAUGUAAUGAGAAUCCUGGCACGCAAGGUUGGUUGCACGGUUGCAGCUUUUGACCGACCUGGUUGGGGAUUAACAUCCCGGCCACAAAGGAAGGACUGGGAAGAAAAACAAUUGCCAAAUCCUUAUAAGCUUGAGACGCAGGUUGACAUGCUCCUUUCUUUCUGUUCGGAAAUGGGAUUUUCUUCAGUUGUACUUGUUGGACAUGAUGAUGGUGGUCUGCUUGCUUUAAAGGCAGCACAAAAAGUUCGGGAAUCUGCACAUUCUGUCCAUGUGGAGAUUAAGGGGGUGGUACUUCUAAGUGUCAGCCUAUCAAGAGAAGUUGUCCCUGCCUUUGCCAGAAUCCUCCUGCGCACUUCCUUGGGGAAGAAGCACCUGGUCCGUCCUCUUCUGCGAACUGAAAUUACUCAAGUGGUUAACAGACGUGCAUGGUAUAAUGCUGCCAAGCUUAACACUGAGGUUUUGAGUCUCUAUAAGGCACCAUUAUGUGUGGAAGGUUGGGAUGAAGCACUUCAUGAGAUAUCUAGACUGUCAUUUGAAACAGUCCUCCCAUUACAUAGUGCUGCAUCAUUGCUGAAAGCCGUUGAAGAUCUGCCAGUUUUGGUUGUUGCAGGUGCAGAGGAUGCACUUGUCUCUAUUAAAUCUGCUCAAGUUAUGGCAUCAAAGCUUGUAAAUUCUAGACUAGUAGCGAUAUCUGGAUGCGGCCACCUUCCACAUGAGGAGUGCCCCAAGGCCUUACUUUCAGCUUUAUCACCUUUCAUAACCAGAAUCUUAUCAUCACAAGACCAUUAUCAGAGCUUGCAGAAACAAUAGCAUUUUUUUAACUUAUUACUAGGGUGCUGAAUAGUUGAAAAGGGUCUUUUUCUUUUCUUUUUUUUUCCCGCUUACAUCAAGAGAAGAGCCUAAUGUCCCCUCUUCUCUUGGGUAUUUUUUAGAUGUAGCUUGAAGCCAGGCCCUAAUGUUCUAGGGUUUUUGAGCUCUCACAUGUAUUCUUUCCUUUUUCUGUUUGUACCGUUUUUUAUCUUUUCGAGGUUUUGUUUCUGUAAUGCUUGUUUGACUGGCUAUUCUGGUUUUCCACCAAGGAGUGGAAAAUCCCAUAUAUUUGUAUAUUUAUCUGAGUGAAAAUGCAUGGCUUCAGAUGGUCUGUUUCAUAAAAAAAAAAAAAUA